Messenger RNA from Chinchilla lanigera (long-tailed chinchilla), 5588 nucleotides. It is a transcript of the gene Uba6, whose product is annotated as ubiquitin-like modifier activating enzyme 6. Lineage: Eukaryota; Metazoa; Chordata; Mammalia; Rodentia; Chinchillidae. Gene Ontology annotation, biological process: protein sumoylation. Gene Ontology annotation, molecular function: SUMO activating enzyme activity. The coding region runs from base 202 to 3417 and encodes 1071 amino acids. Gene Ontology annotation, cellular component: SUMO activating enzyme complex; cytoplasm. The record is from RefSeq and is a predicted model, not a curated record. The transcript has 33 exons.
CCGGGGCGUGGGGCCCCGCCGCGCUUCGCUCUCCGCGCUCCGGGGUCCGCCCCUGCGCCCCGGCCGUCGGGCUCUGUGCGUCCGGUGCCCUUGCGGAACUUGGGGGCGCCGACCCCGCUUUCAGUCCUGCGGUAGUUAGUGAAGCUGCGCGUGUGUCGUGCCCGUUGUCGGGAUGCCCUCGACCGAAUUCUCACGUGAUGGAUGCCUGAUUUCAGCCAAGCAGAUUGCCCGCAAACCUGUAGCGUUUUCACCAGGUUCAGGCUGAAAAAUACUUCACUCGCCACUAACGUACUGUCUGCCUUCGCCAACACUGCCAGGGUGCUUGGGAGUGCAAGUAAAACUUUUCCCAUGAUGUCAGCAGAAUCUGUGGAGAUUGAUGAUGCAUUAUACAGUCGACAGAGGUACGUCCUUGGAGACACAGCAAUGCAGAAGAUGGCUAAGGCCCAUGUUUUUUUAAGUGGUAUGGGUGGUCUUGGUGUGGAAAUUGCAAAGAAUCUUGUUCUUGCAGGGAUUAAGGCACUUACAAUCCAUGAUACAGAAAAAUGCCACACAUGGGAUCUAGGGACCAACUUCUUCCUCUGUGAAAAUGAUGUUGUUAAUGUGAGAAACAGGGCUGAAGCUGUACUUCACCAUAUUGCAGAGCUAAAUCCAUAUGUUCAUGUCACAUCAUCUUCAGUUCCUUUCAAUGAAACUACAGAUCUCUCCUUCUUAAGUGAAUACCAGUGUGUGGUUUUGACUGAGAUGAAACUUCCAUUGCAAAAGAAGAUCAACAACUUUUGCCGUUCUCAUUGCCCUCCAAUUAAGUUCAUCAGCGCAGAUGUACAUGGAGUUUGGUCACGAUUAUUUUGUGAUUUUGGUGAUGAAUUUGAAGUUUCAGAUACAACAGGAGAAGAACCAAAAGAAAUUUUCAUUUCAAACAUAACGCAAGCUAAUCCUGGCAUUGUAACUUGCCUAGAAAAUCAUCCUCACAAACUUGAGACAGGACAGUUCCUUAGAUUUCGAGAAAUUAAUGGAAUGACAGGUCUAAAUGGAUCUGUACAACAAAUAACUGUGGAAUCACCAUUUUCUUUUAGCAUUGGUGAUACUACAGGGCUGCCAUCAUAUUUACAUGGAGGAAUAGCUGUAGAGGUUAAGACUCCUAAAACAUUUUGCUUUGAGCCAUUGGAGAGGCAGAUAAAACAUCCAAAGUGCCUUAUUGCGGAUUUUAGCAAACCUGAGGUGCCUUUGCAGAUUCACACAGCUAUGCUUGCAUUGGACCAAUUUCAGGAGAACUACAGUCGCAAGCCAAAUAUUGGAUAUCCAGAAGAUAUAGAAGAGCUAUUGAAACUAGCAACGUCUGUAAGUGAAACAUUGGAUGAAAAGCCUAAGGUAGACGCUGACAUUGUGCGUGGGCUCGCCUGGACUGCCCGAGGCUUUUUACCCCCGCUUGCUGCAGCAGUCGGAGGAGUUGCUAGUCAAGAAGUACUGAAAGCUGUAACCGGAAAGUUUUCUCCUUUAUGCCAGUGGUUAUAUCUUGAAGCAGCAGACAUUGUCGAAUCCCUAGGCAAACAUGAAUAUGAAGAAUUUCUCCCACGAGGCGAUAGGUAUGAUGCUUUACGAGCCUGCAUUGGAGAUACUUUGUGUCAGAAGCUGCAAAAUUUGAAUAUCUUUUUAGUAGGAUGUGGAGCCAUAGGCUGUGAAAUGUUAAAAAAUUUGGCCUUACUUGGGGUUGGUACAAGCAAAGAGAAAGGAAUGGUUACAGUUACAGAUCCUGACUUGAUAGAAAAAUCAAACUUAAAUAGGCAAUUCCUGUUUCGUCCUCAUCACAUACAGAAACCUAAGAGCUAUACUGCUGCUGAUGCAACUCUGAAAAUAAAUCCUCAAUUAAAGAUAGAUGCACAUCUGAACAAAGUAUGUCCAGCCACUGAGGCCAUUUAUAAUGAUGAGUUUUAUACUAAACAAGAUGUAAUUAUUACAGCAUUAGAUAAUGUGGAAGCCAGGAGAUAUGUUGACAGCCGUUGCUUAGCAAAUCUUCGGCCUCUCUUAGACUCUGGAACCAUGGGCACUAAGGGGCACACGGAAGUUAUUGUACCUCACUUAACGGAAUCCUAUAAUAGUCAUCGGGAUCCCCCAGAACAGGAAAUACCAUUUUGUACUCUGAAAUCCUUUCCAGCUGCUAUUGAGCAUACUAUACAGUGGGCAAGAGACAAGUUUGAAAGUUCCUUUUCCCACAAGCCUUCAUUAUUUAACAAGUUUUGGCAAACAUAUCCAUCUGCAGCAGAAGUCUUACAGAAGAUACAAAGUGGACAGAGUCUAGAAGGUUGUUUUCAAGUUAUUAAGUUACUCAGCAGAAGACCUAGAAAUUGGCCCCAGUGUGUAGAAUUAGCAAGAUUAAAAUUUGAAAAAUAUUUUAACCAUAAGGCGCUUCAGCUUCUUCACUGCUUUCCUCUGGACACACGAUUAAAAGAUGGCAGUUUGUUUUGGCAAUCACCAAAGAGGCCACCUUCUCCAUUACAAUUUGAUUUAAAUGAACCUUUGCACCUCAGUUUCCUUCAGAGUGCUGCAAAACUCUAUGCUGCAGUAUACUGCAUUCCAUUUGUAGAAAAGGACUUAACAAUAGAUGCCCUCAUGAAUAUUCUUUCAGAAGUAAAAGUUCAGGGAUUCAAGCCAUCUAAUAAGGUUGUUCAAACAGAUGAAGCUGCACGGAAACCAGAUCAUGUUCCUGUUAGCAGUGAAGAUGAGAGGAAUGCCGCUUUCCAGCUGGAGAAGGCUAUCGUAUCUAACGAAGCCCGCAGAAGUGACCUUCAGAUGGCGGUGCUUUCAUUUGAGAAAGAUGAUGACAGUAAUGGACACAUAGAUUUCAUCACAGCUGCGUCCAAUCUCCGUGCCCGAAUGUAUAGUAUUGAACCAGCUGACCGUUUCAAAACAAAGCGCAUAGCUGGUAAAAUCAUACCUGCCAUAGCAACAUCCACUGCUGCAGUUUCUGGCCUGGUCGCCUUGGAGAUGAUCAAAAUAACUGGUGGCUUUCCAUUUGAAGCUUACAAAAACUGUUUCCUUAACUUAGCCAUUCCAAUUAUAGUGUUUACAGAGACAUCUGAAGUAAGAAAAACUGAAAUCAGAAAUGGAAUAUCAUUUACAAUUUGGGACAGAUGGACUAUACAUGGAAAAGAAGAUUUCACCCUCUUGGAUUUCAUAAAUGCAGUCAAGGAAAAGUACGGAAUUGAGCCAACAAUGGUAGUUCAGGGAGUCAAAAUGCUUUAUGUUCCUGUAAUGCCUGGUCACGCAAAAAGAUUGAAGUUAACGAUGCAUAAACUUGUGAAACCUUCUACUGAAAAAAGAUACGUAGAUCUUACUGUGUCAUUUGCCCCAGACACCGAUGGAGACGAGGAUUUACCAGGACCUCCAGUGAGAUACUUCUUCACUCACGACACCAAAUAGAGGUGAUCUUAAAGUUAAUCCACGACUACAUGGUUCUCUGAAGAGUGCACCCAACUCAAAAGCUUAAAAAAUAAGCUCCUACUACUGUGGAUUUCUCUUUUGAAGAAGCCUUAAUUUAAGGAAAACAUCAGUGAGAAACUCCAUUAAAUAAUUCUGAUGCUUUACACGUGACUGUGAUAGCAAACAACUUUUAAUUGGAAUACCAUUUUAUAAUAUAACAAAUUUGUGUAUUAAGCUCUCUGGAAGAAAAUAAAACAGAAUAUUUGUCUGUGACAAAAAGAAAACUAUAAGGAACUUGAAAGUAGUGAAUGCUGCUAUCCAAACAAUUUAAUCUCACUUUAUACGUUUCUUUUUUGUUUGGUAUUUGAGACCCAUUUUUCAAUACAAAUGUUGUUCAGUACCUUGUGUCUCUUAUGUGAUUAGCUUUUAAAAAUUUAAUACCAAUGGGAGGAGGAGAGAUAAUAGUGAUAGAUAAAGAGUAGAGAUUUUAAUUUAUGUAGUUAUAUUUUACUGUCCUGUUACUUCUGCUAGUUUAUGUGGGUUUUUUUGUUUGUUUUGUUUUUUUCCGGUAUCAGGAGUUGAACUCACCACCUUGUGCUUGCCAGGCAGGCGCUGUGCCGCUGAGCUAAAUCCCCAGCCCCGCUUGUGCUGGUUUAAAGAGUACAUUAUAUCCUUGUCUUCUCCCAAGUCAGGAUUUUUUUUUUUAUAUCAUCAGUGUUGUAAGCCAUAAGCAAAUCAGAUGACUCAUGUCACCUCGAACUGUUAACAGUAUUAUAUGGACUCAGACAACCCUCUUAGAAAAUCCAAGAAUGUGAACAGAUAAUAUGGCUAACCAUUCAAACUUUAAAUAUGCCUUCUGAUGUAUUUUAUUUAUUUAGAACUCCAAGGGAUGUGAAACAAAUAUAAGACUAAAAGCUCUGUGAAGGGAGUGUCCUCAGAAAUAGAUGUAAACUAAAAAUUAAAAAUGUCAUCAUUAGUAGUAGAGUCUUGAUUUUUCAAUUUCUUCCAGCAAUCUAAGGUUAAGAAAAAAUAUGUCUACCUUAAAGGAAAGUAUGUUGUUUAAUUCUCCCUUCCCAGAAAGAGGAUUGAAAAGAAUGAAAAGAUGUUUUUUAGAUAUUUACUGUAAGAAAUAUUCUGUUUUCUAACAUGAACGAUUGCAGAUAUAAGUGCUUUCAUUAAGACAAUGGGAACAGUAUUCAACACUGUGAACGCAGUGAGAGCAGCAAGGGAUUCUUCACUAAGGCUGACUUGCUUGCAAAAGCAUUGGGCAUUUCGUAACCUCAGGAAGUCUUUUCCCUGUAGCUCCUCUUCUACAGUGGAUUCACUCCAGUUUGCUCUCUAUACUCUGUACUUACUUUUCUUUUCCACUUACAAAUAGUUUAAUUUUUUUUCAACCAACCAUUUUGUUUCCAUGUUUUGUAAAAGUAUCAUCUAGUUGGAAAAAUAUAUUUGGCAAUGGAGAGUCAGUUUGAGGAACUGAAGGAAAAUCUGCCCAUUGAGACAUGCAGGAAGUGAACAGGAUGAGUUUUAAGAAAAUAGCUACCUUUGAAAUAAAUUAAUGUUUGAUCCUCAUACUCUACCCUCUCCCAUUGUGUGAAUUCCAGUGCCAGAAGUUAACAGUACCUAAAAUUGAAUCCAGGAAUAUCAAGGCUCUGUGUCUUAGAAUAUUAGAGGGUAGGAGUAAAAAGACCUUUGUAUUAAGAAACCAUUUUCCACUUUCACUUUGUGUUGUGCUCUUUGACAGUGACUGAUAUUUUCAAGGUGAUUCAUCUCCAGUCCUCAAGUAUUAUCUAAUAGCUGGCUUAUACUUUAGCCAAGUGUCCACGUCUUUUUGAAGUAAAUUGAGAUCCAGACUGUCAGUUCGUAUUUAUAGGAAUCAUUGCUUUGGCAGAUAGCAGUAAAUAAAAUCAACAAAGAUUAAGUUCAUUUUGUCAUUAAACCUGCAACUGUUUUUUUCGAUAGUAGUGGUUACUGCUGUCUUUUCUUCUAAUUAGUUCUACUAAGCUGAAAGCCAGGGUAAAGUUAAUGACAGUUUUUUUCAUGGUUCUGUUUAUCUCUGUACAUGACAUCAGUAUUGGUUGAGAUACCAGGUGCAAAAGUUUUGUACAAUUCCAUUGAGUUAUUUUUUACUUUAAAUUUAAAAAUAAAUGAAAUUUGAGAAUAUCUUUAUA